Messenger RNA from Paramecium tetraurelia, 345 nucleotides. RefSeq lists its product as uncharacterized. The record is from RefSeq and is a predicted model, not a curated record. Lineage: Eukaryota; Ciliophora; Oligohymenophorea; Peniculida; Parameciidae. Gene Ontology annotation, biological process: lipoprotein transport; cilium assembly. Gene Ontology annotation, molecular function: lipid binding. The transcript is spliced from 2 exons. Gene Ontology annotation, cellular component: cilium.
AUGUAGUAGGUGACAACAGAAUAUGUUAGAAGUUUAAAUGGAAUAACACAAGAUUUCUUGUGUCCUGUGAAUGCAAACAUUUACAAUAUCCAAUUUCUUAAAUUUAGAAUCAGAGAUAUGGAUUCAGGUUAAACUCUAUUUGAGGUUGAGCGUGAUUAAGAUGAGGAGCCCAUAGGUAAAAUAAUAAAUUAAACAUAAUAAGAAAACCUUCCACCAGAAUAUUAGGAUGAGGCUAGAAGAAUUAAAUACCACUUUGGUCCAUAAUUUUUUGAAUUGAAAACAGUGGGAGCACAAUUGAUCCUUCUCAGUCGGGAAUCAGCCAGUCAAGAAUUUCACAAUUAUUGA